Messenger RNA from Aspergillus caelatus, 1095 nucleotides. Its product is annotated as kinase-like domain-containing protein. The record is from RefSeq and is a predicted model, not a curated record. Gene Ontology annotation, biological process: protein phosphorylation; spliceosomal complex assembly; regulation of mRNA processing. Gene Ontology annotation, molecular function: protein kinase activity; ATP binding. Bases 1 to 1095 code for a protein of 364 amino acids. NCBI's taxonomy places the organism in Eukaryota, Fungi, Ascomycota, Eurotiomycetes, Eurotiales, Aspergillaceae. The transcript is spliced from 3 exons.
AUGGUGUUGAUAGACGAACCGAUAUAUCAACACCAUCAAUAUUAUGAGCCUGGAGGGUAUCAUCCAGUAAAAAUUGGAGAUUAUUUCCAUAAUCGCUAUCGGGUAGUCCAUAAGCUCGGUCAUGGUACAUAUUCAACUAUCUGGCUUGCUCGCGACGAGAUAUUUAAUACAAAUGUAGCAGUCAAAAUCUGCAGGGCAAGCCCUAACCGGUUCGAGAUUGAUAUACUGGCAAAGCUAUCAAACCCUAAACAGUCAUCAAACAUAGGCAGAGCUAUCAUUCCUUCUAUCUUGGAUAAGUUCAAUAUCCAAGGGCCUAAUGGUGAUCACGUCUGUCUGGUAACUAGCCCAGCAAGGAUGAGUGUCUCCGAUGCGAAGGAAUCAUGGAUUAGCCUGUUUCAACUUGAGGUAGCACGGGCCAUAGCAGCACAGCUUGGGUUUGUCCAUGGCGACGUACACCGAGGAAAUCUUCUUUUUCCAUCAUCUCGUGAGUUUACUGAAAUGUCUACUGAACAAACAUAUAAGGAAUACGGUGAGCCGGAAUUGGAGUCAGUCAGUCGGUUAGAUGGCCAAAAGCUGCCGACAGGGGUACCAGAAUAUGGUGUAGUACCUAUCUGGCUUGGAGAAUCAAGUGAAAACGUAACUCUUCCAGAAUCAAGGAUUCUACUUUCAGACUUUGGUGAAGCAUUCUCUCCAGCGAAAGAAGAAAAGUUUGAGUCUCAUACACCUCUCCUAAUCCGUCCCUCAGAAGCUCGAUUUGAACCGACAAAGUCUCUUACUUUCUCAUCCGAUAUCUGGUCACUUGCAUGCACUAUUUGGGAUAUUGUUGCCCAGAAAACACUAUUCGAAGGGAUUAUGACAAACGAAGAUGAUAUGACUUGUCUGCAAAUUGGGCUACUUGGCCCGUUACCGACCGAAUGGCAGCAAAAGAAUGGAGAUCUCGAGUUAGAGGAACAAAAUGCUCUGUUGUCGAUGUUGCGCUCGAUGCUUUCCUUUCAACCGGAAAAUCGUCCAUCUGCCCAGCAGGUUCUUGAGUCUGAAUGGAUGGUGAAAUGGGCUCUGCCCGAGUACGAAAGGUUUCACAGCAGUCAACAAUAA